Molecule: messenger RNA, 366 nt
Organism: Aspergillus piperis CBS 112811
Lineage: Eukaryota; Fungi; Ascomycota; Eurotiomycetes; Eurotiales; Aspergillaceae
Exons: 3
Coding region: 1-366 (121 amino acids)
Source: RefSeq, a predicted model, not a curated record
AUGGUCAAGCUACUUCCUACCUUCGUGUUUCAAGCUGUCUUUGCUCUCGCAGCAGCGGAGUACCUCAAUUGUACCACAAACUGCGCCAACGGGGUGAAUCUUGGCGGGUGGCUUGAGCAAGAAUGUACCAUCGAUACUACUUGGGUCCGCAGUGCGGUCCUAAUCCUAGAGCGAAGAUAUGCGACCUAUAUCACAACCUCGGAUAUCGACAAUCUGGCAAACGCCGGCUUGAAUAUUUUGCGCAUCCCCACUACGUAUGCCUCUUGGGUUUCGUUUCUGAACAACAUUGCGACAUAUGCUAUCACCAAGCAUUACAUGCAACUAAUCAUUGGUGUACCCUCGCUCCUUGAAGAGGCAACAGGAUAG